Mytilus trossulus (common blue mussel) is the source of this 792-nucleotide messenger RNA. RefSeq lists its product as uncharacterized. The transcript is spliced from 4 exons. The coding region runs from base 58 to 726 and encodes 222 amino acids. The record is from RefSeq and is a predicted model, not a curated record. NCBI's taxonomy places the organism in Eukaryota, Metazoa, Mollusca, Bivalvia, Mytilida, Mytilidae.
AAUAUGAUUAUGUUAUGAAAAUGUAUAACAAAAGUAUUAUAAUUAUCAUCAUUGCAUAUGGUUUUUGUAGAUAUAGUACUUUUUCAGAUGGUAAUCGCCACUGCGAACCGACAUGUUUGUGGCGGCAACAGUCAUUUGCAGGUAUCAAUGCCAUCGGAACUAUUCCAGCCGAUAGAUGACGAUGAUCGCCUACGUGUUGUGAUAACAAACUGUAAAAAGAAAGCUGCGACUAUUAUUUCACUUACUACUGACCUCCUUGAAAUGUUUAUGGAAAGAAGAAUUCAUGUAUUGUAUGGUCUACAGCAUUUAAGAAAUUAUCCUCGUUGCAUGAAUUUUAUUCAAGUCGACAGUCUAGAUUAUAGAAACUCAUUAACCAUACACGACAAAUUAAAUAACCACUUCCACAUAAUGACUGAAAUGAUCUCCGUACUCCAACGGAUUGAGUUAGAUGAAAAAAUACAUCGUAGUACAUCAGCCAUUGCAGGAAAGAUUGAAGAAAUGUUUAAACCCUUCGGUGUAUUAAUUUGUGAAGUCUAUACCGCCAUUGGCUUAACCGGAAGGGACGUUCCUAACAGAACGAUGCCAAGUCCUGCAAUUCUUUGUUCUGUGAACUCUAGAAUAUCAAGACACCUUCGUGAUUAUAUUUUACUUGAUCGUAUGAGAAUUGUGUCUGCUUUUUUACAAGAUGAGUAUGAACGUCUGCUUCAACACGAACAGAUUGAAUAACAUAUAAAUCUUCAGACAUUAAGAUUUUAUGACAUUACAACGUUCUUUGGUAAAGAUAUAUCUAAU